CAGCAAUUUUAGUUUUGGCGCGCAUUUCGUGUUUGUUUACGUUACCAGUUUGAGUGUUCAGUUUCCCGGUCAGUUGGAGAACCAUCCGAAUCCGGGAAAUUUCACUCUUGGCCAUGACGGGAACCAGUCAAGAUGUGUACUCCACAGCGAUGAGGACCAUCAAGUUCGGUUAUACGUGGACCAUGCACAAUUUCAGCCUUUGGGAGGCGAAUGUGGAGGGAGUCCAAUGUUCGCCAAAAUUUCCACCUGGACCAGAUGAGCCGUAUCAAUGGACUUUGAAGUAUGUUCCCAAAUCGCCGAAGCACGACACGUGCUGUUCCAUUUGUGUGCAGAUGGCUUCGCCGUUGGUAUCCGAACCUAAAGUGUUAGCACAUUGCGAAAUGAUUGCUGCAGAUUCCAAAGGGGUUACCAUAGUGCAACAGUCUUUAAAGGGACGCUUUGGUCAAGGUGCAUCAAGUUGGGGCUGGACGUGUUUUGCCGAGCGUAAAACAUUGCUUGAGAGGGUGAAGCCAGAUGAUCAACUGAACAUACGGUGUAAAAUAAUCGUGUAUGUAGAACUCGUCAAUGGAUCUCCUCCAGGAGCUGUCAAAGGAAACCAACCGUGUCAUUCGCAAGGCAGCUUGUCCACGGAUUUGCAGUCCCUAGUCGAUGACCAGAAGUUCGGCGAUGUCACUAUACAAAUCGGAAGCCGGCGAUUCCUGGCCUACAAAGGAAUCCUUUCUGCAAGAAGCCCAGUGUUUGCUUCGAUGUUCCAGCACCAAAUGCAGGAAAACAUUGGAAAUUCCGUUUCUAUCAGCGAUAUAAAACCUGAGGUUUUUAAGAAACUGCUGCACUACAUCUACACGGACCAGCUGACCGGUUUGGACGCGGUGGCCCCCGAUUUGUACGCGGCGGCCGAUAAAUACGCCAUAUCGUCGUUGAAAGAUCGGUGCCGGCAGCACAUCCUACAAAUGCUCAGCUGGAAAACGGGUGCGGAAACGUUGAUGCUUGCCGACACGCACCAGGACCCGGAAAUGAAGAAGCAAGUGUUGCAGUUUUUCAGCGGCAGCGUUGCGGGCAAGGUGACCGAAUCGGCCGGAUGGAGGAAAAUGGCCAGAACUCACCCGUACUUGGUCGACGAAACCGUCAAAGCGCUGGCGGCAAAAGUGCGGGUCUGUGAGCAAUAAUGGUUUAAUUUGAACGCAUUCGAUAUAAAUAUAUUACUCAGAAAUAUAUCCCAAACAAGUUCAAGUUCGGUUAGUACGUCAUUUUUAGUUUUGUUGGAUUCUUUUAAUUAUGAUCUGUUUUCUAAUAAAUAACUUCGAUUAUUGAUCAUAUUGUUGAUUUUAA
Messenger RNA from Culex pipiens pallens (northern house mosquito), 1329 nucleotides. Its product is annotated as speckle-type POZ protein-like A. The transcript has 3 exons. The record is from RefSeq and is a predicted model, not a curated record. Lineage: Eukaryota; Metazoa; Arthropoda; Insecta; Diptera; Culicidae. Bases 114 to 1166 code for a protein of 350 amino acids. Gene Ontology annotation, biological process: regulation of proteolysis; proteasome-mediated ubiquitin-dependent protein catabolic process. Gene Ontology annotation, molecular function: ubiquitin protein ligase binding. Gene Ontology annotation, cellular component: nucleus; cytoplasm.